GCCCGCCAGCACGAAGAAGGCGAAGUACAGGAACCGGUAGUGCGCAGUCGUCCCGGCGCGUCGUCCCGGCCAGUCGUCCCGGCGCAGUCGUCCCGGGCCAGUCGUCCCGGCGCAGUCGUCCCGGCGCAGUCGGGGGGAACCAAGAUUCCGCGGGCGCAGUUCCCGCCGGAGCCGAAACGCCGCGCGCCGGGCCCCGGGCGCAUGCUCACACAGGCAGCGGCCCUCACCUGGCGCAGGCACUGAGGGGCUACGGUGCCUUGGGCCCCGCGCCGGGUCCGCCCCGCUUCAGAGGUUUUCGAACGGUGCGGGCCCCGGGUCUCGCUGUCUUCGCGCCUCCCCAGUGACUCAGAGGCAGAGUGGCCUUGGCCAACGUGCAAACCGACCCAGGAACCAGAUGAGCAGAGACAUCUGCGUCCACACCUGGCCAUGUUCUUAUUAUUUAGAACUUGAGAAGCGAUGGAUCCCUGGAAAACUUUCAUUAACUCCUCUCUCACUAAAAUUUAUGACUGAUAAAACUGGAGAGAUUCUUGUCAACUUUCCGCUUUCUAGUAUAAUUGAGAUCAAGAAAGAGGCUUCUCAUUUUAUCUUCAGUUCUAUCACCAUCCUGGAGAAGGACCACGUCAAGCACUGGUUCAGUUCCUUGCAGCCUAGUCGAAAUGUUGUUUUCAGCAUCAUCGAGCAUUUCUGGAGAGAGCUGCUGCUGUCCCAGCCUGGAGCUGCUGUCGAGGGUUCCUCCUCCCCCGCGACCAAGGGCAAGGAGCUGACUUGUCUGAUGGCCUGUUCCCAGAAGCGUCUGGAAGACACAACCAGAGUCCUCCACCAUCAGGGAGAGCAGCUCGACAGCAUAGCCAGAGGCCUGGACAAGAUGGAGUCUGACCUGGACGUGGCUGACAGGUUGCUGACAGAGCUGGAAUCUCCUUCUUGGUGGCCCUUUAGCUCCAGGCUUUGGAAGGUGCCAUCAGAAACAAAACGCAGCGCGGGCGCCUCCGUGGCUAGUUCCAAAGCUUCUGGAAGAGAAGGGAUAGUGAUCAGAAUUCCUGCUGUUAUUUCCCAAAGAACAGAAUCUCGGGUUAAACCAGGAAAGUUCACCGUCCUUGUUUCUGGGUUGGAAAUCCACGACUCAGACUCCUUGCUCAUGCACAGAUUUGAAAGAGAAGAUGUAGAUGACAUCAAGGUUCACACACCUUAUGAAGUCAGCAUCCGUCAGCGGUUCAUUGGGAAGCCAGACAUAGCUUAUCGUCUGAUAUCUGCCAAGAUGCCAGAGGUUAUCCCCGUUUUGGAAGUGCAGUUCAGCAAGAAGAUCGAGUUGUUAGAGGAUGCCUGGAUGUUCGGAAGCACUGCAACCGCUUCCCCAGCAGAGAAGGGCUACUCAGUCUGGCUUGCAGAUCCUGAAGAAACUGAAGGAUCUUGCCUUGGAUGCCGAGACGGAGCUGGAGAGACAGGAUGAGGCCCUGGACGACCUCACUGCAGCGGUGGACCGGACAACCUUAACCAUUGACAAGCACAAUCGACGAAUGAAAAAACUAACAUAGGAGGAAAAGAAACCAUAGAGGUGACUGCUUUUAAUGAGAAUCACUUCUCUGAAUAUGUUGUUCUCAACCCCUGCAUGCUUCCUUGAAAUGAAGACCCCAGGAAGUCAUUCCAAGGGCCCUGUCCCAGGAGGUGCACGGCUGCCUCAGGAUGGAAGGCGGCUGUGAGGGCGGUGGGCAGCUUAGCUUGGGGUAAUCAUGGCUGCACCAAGGGAUCUGAAGGUAAAGCUACAGGAGGGGAGUUCUUCCUGCAAACGCAGUGAGCAGCCUUCCCACAAGGCGCUCUCGGGCUGCGCGGGGAGCCAGGAGCACAUGUGCAUUCGGAUCUGGGGCUCAGCCCUACUGAGGCGGCCACCGCAGCACGGUGGCUCUUCCCCUGAGGGUAGGCUGCACCCAGUACUCAGGGGCCACUGCAUGGUCACAACCCCAGGCCUCCAGCAGCACAGCUAACCGCGCUUUCAUCCUUUCUCCAUUCUUGAUAAGCAUAAAAGGAUGAGUUGUCUCUGUGAAAGCGGUCUACUUAUUUCUAACUCUCUGCCCAUCUGAACACUGCAGGCGUACCCCGUGUGAACAGAAUCUCUCCUCUGGGGCCACAUUCAGGCCUGAGCCGCCUCUCCUACGUGGACCGCUCGGCCUAGACCCCACGGCCUUUCCUUUCGUUCCAUUUCCCUCUGGUAGACAGGUCAGUGUCUGGUUAUAUUGUGAUCUUCCAACCAAAGCUGAGAGUCCAGUCACCUCAAGGUCAUCCUAUAAAUACUCUUUCACUGCCCAGUUUUUAGUCAAACAUGAAAAUAGUACAAACUACCUAUUUUAAAAAGUAAUUUUUGCUUUUCUGCCCCAUUUCUAUUCAGAAACAAAAGACAAGUGCUAAUUUUAAGACAUUUUUUGAAGAUAUGCAUUGAUGCUGCUUUCCGCUUGGUUUGGGGUGUCUUAGUGUGUCCCUGGGAAAGCCCCUCAUGGGAAGACAAGGGGAAAGUAGAGAAGUGGGCGAUCCCCUUUCCUUCUCACCACAGGCCACCCCAGACUGCUCUGCAGUAGCCCCUCAAAGAACUACGCACCAAGAGGCUCACUGAGACCUCCCAGAGAUGGUACUUUAAAGUACCUCUCCUACAGCCCUGCCAGGAAGGAGCCUCCAGGCCGUGCGCCGCCCCGCAGCACUGCUCCACUUGCGUCCUAAGCCCUGGAUGUUUUUAAGAAUGAGUUCACAGGUGCAGUGUUAGCUUUCUGGGGCUGCCCUAACGAAGUACCGCAAACGGGGCUUACUGCAAUGCGAAUGCACUCUCUCCCAAGUCUGGAGGCCAGGGUCAAGGUGUGAGCACGCUGUGUCCUUCUGGAGGCUCUAGGGGAGGCUCUUUCCUGCCCCUGCCAGCUGCUGGUGCCUCUGGUGUCCCUGGGCUUGUGGCUACAUCACCCUAAUUUCUGCCUCCGUUUCACCUGGCCGUCUUCCUUUGUCUCUGUGUCUCAAGUCUGCCUCUCCUUUCUCCUGUAAGGACACCUGUCAUUGGAGUCAGGGCUCACCUAAUCCAGGGUGAUCUCUUUGCAAGGUACUUACCUUGAUGACAUCUACAAAGACCCUAUUUCCAGAUAAGGGCACGUGCUGAGGUUCUCAGUGGGCAUGAAUUUGGGGCCGUCUAGGGAUGUGCAGCCUUGGGAAGCUGACCUAUUCCAAGAAGACAUGGAAAGUAGCCCUUCUAGAAAGUCACGUUCAUAAGGGCUUUUGAUUCUUUUUUUAACUUGCUAACUUACAUCCCUAGUCUCUGUUCGUCUCAUUUGGUUUGUACUUACCAGCCUCCAAAAUGAGAGGUGGGCCUGUUCUCUCAAGGUUCCUUACUGCAAUGCAGGCGUGUGAGCGGCUGCCCUUGACAGUGCCUGGCACAUCAGGGGUUGGGGCCCUCAAAGUUCAGGCCCAUUUCAGGGGCGGUCUGGCCCCCGGGUGGCCUCUUCUCCUUAUCCUUGACAGGGAGGGGCAGCGAGGGCGCAACAGAUGUGACGAUGUGUCAGAAAGGACAGUUACCGAGAGCUCAUGCCCGGAGGCGGCAGCAGCUGGAUCCUUGUCCUCGUGGAACUUGGAGCAGUGCUGGGGGCGGGGCAGCCCAUGAGGAGCAAGCUUCCCCGAGGCCGAGUGCCUGGUUCUCACCAUGGCCACACACUGGGCUCGGGCCAGGGCCUCAGAAGACACCAACACAUGUGCGUGCACACACCGAUCCCGGGCCCCUCAGUCAGCAUCUCUGUGGGCACACACGCUCCACAGAUGUUUCUAAGGAGCACACAGGACAAGAUCCACAGGCCAAGGGACUUAGCUACCACCAGGCCUAUUUUCUCUCUCUCUCCAUCUAGCUUGGAGAGCCCUGGGCAGCUAAAAUGAAAGUGAAUCUGUUCCAUUCGUAAUGCUGUUCUGAAUCCAGGCAGACCCCGCUCAGGGGUUCUCAGCUCAGCCUUCAGUGGCCCGUUGGCACCUCCUUGUCCUGAAAACAGAUACCAUCCAGCACUCAUGGGGCAUCAGGGCUGCACACACCUCGGCUGCUAACAGGCCUCUAGAAAGCAGGGAGUGGGACCCGGCUGGUGGCCUGUGCCUGUGAGUUAGCGCUGAGCGCUGUGGGCCUCACCUUCUCCUUAUCCAUCACUUGGGAACGCAUAAAGCCCCGACACUCUGGGCAUACAGGUGUGUGGUACUGAAGACAUUGUACCACAACAGGAUUAUUCUCCAGGACUUUUCUCUCCCAUGAAUAAUUGUUAGAGACUAUGGUCUGUCUAUGUGGAGACUUAAAGAGAGUUAAAAAAAAAAAAAGCCAUCAAGAGCCAUUUUAUGCUAUUUUUUAAACCUUGGCCCCAGAGUUAAGUUUUUUUAAGCAUAACCCCUUCCAGGAAGUAGCAGAAAAUCCAUCUGUCAGACCGUUAGUCACUAAGGCUGAAACAAAGUUGCCAAGAACCCUGUAAAGCCAGGCAGUGACUCCCACAGCACACUGGUCCCCAGCCCAGGUGCACUGACUCCACCUCCCACCGCUCCCUCAACUCUUGGUGCUCCGGCUCUGCCUCCACAUUCUGGGCACGGGAGGGGCACGAGGGGGAUCGGACACUGGGAAUACCGGGGGAAGGAGAGGAGCAGGUAGGCUGGGGAUCUCCUGCCAUCCUCAGGCAGCCCAGGAACUAAGUGUCACGAUGCCUGGAACCCAGUGGAUCCCAUCAGGUGAGCAGACCCUCAAGAGACUGGCAGGAAUGGCGCACAAUCCCAUUGUCUCACCAUCAUUGCCAGUGUUUGGCUCAGGACCUGUUGUGUCUCCUGUUUUGUUUUUUUACUUUCCUGUUAUGGAGCUUGCCCUCUGACAUUGAUUGGUUUGUGUACAGGGUCAAGCUCACCCGUGUGCUUUAUUUCAGCACCAAAAUCUGUUUGCCCCUUAACCUGUGGCGGAGGGAAUGGAUUCUGUUAGUUUGUUGUCACUCCUUAAGGCGUUUGCACUUCCUAAAAUACCAAAUGCUUUGAGCUCAGUUUUACACUCUGUAAAGGUGGGCAAAAUGCAAGACCCACGUCUGAUGCAGCUGUGAGACCAACAUGGAGCUGAAAUGAAGCUGCUUUGACAUUUCAUCAAAAAUGGCUGAAUCUUUCAUUUGUUUAGGGCAGAGGUCAGCAGACUUUGUCUAUAAAAGGCCAGGUAGAAAAUAAUACUUCAUUUUUCAAGCCAUCAUGACGUCUGUUGAAAUGUCUCAGGCCUGCUGUUAAAUGAAGGCAGCCUGGGCUUCUGAGCAGACGGACAUGCUAUGCUCCCAAUAAAACUGCCUGUGAGAUUAGAACGUGUAUUUCAUGUGUUGUGAAAUGUUUUCUCACUUUGAUUUUCUUCUUUAAGCCAUUUGAAAAUUCAGGCAUGUCCUUAGCUUGCAGGUUGUGAGAACAGGCUGCAGGUGACUGUAGCCACCUGCCCAGGUGGGUGUGUUCCUUUUGAGGUUUCACAUCAGAGUUGUGCAGCCUGGGCUGCCCUGGAGGGCAGCGUCCUUCCCUCCUCAGCCCGAGCAUGGCCCGAGCCCGUCACAUAGCACUGCUGCCAGUGGCCAGAGCUGAACCUAGGCUCGUGGCUGGGAGGCUUCUUGGUAUUCUCGCUAUAAAAGAUGAAAAAGGACAUAAUGAAAAAGACAAAAAGAACAUAAUGAAACAUGAGAAAUUAAUGACAAAAUCUUUAAAAGAGUCUAUUGUGAAAAAAAUGGAGAUAUGAAAACUGUUUGAUGGGGGGGGGAUAGCUCAGUGGUACAGUGACUGUGGAGCACGCACGAGGUCGUGGGUUCAAUCCCCAGCACCUCCAUUAGUAAAUAAAUAAACCUAAUUACCUACCCCCACCCCCCAAAAAAAACCCAAAAGAAAAAAGAAAAAUGUUUGAAUACAUUUGAAUGUGUGUAGAUUCAUGGUUAUGGUUGUAUUUGGGUAUGUCUUAGGGAAAGUGACACUUUCUCAAAGUUGAUCAUUAAGGAUUCAGGAUCUAAUGUCAGAUAUAAGUUCUUUAUGAUAUGAAAAAACUGUUGAGUCUCUUCAGAUUUCUCUGGAAAUAAAAUGAGCAGAUGAAGGAUG
Messenger RNA from Camelus dromedarius (Arabian camel), 6084 nucleotides. It is a transcript of the gene SNAP47, whose product is annotated as synaptosome associated protein 47. The transcript has 4 exons. Gene Ontology annotation, molecular function: SNAP receptor activity; syntaxin binding. The record is from RefSeq and is a predicted model, not a curated record. Lineage: Eukaryota; Metazoa; Chordata; Mammalia; Artiodactyla; Camelidae. Gene Ontology annotation, cellular component: SNARE complex; plasma membrane. The coding region runs from base 395 to 1447 and encodes 350 amino acids. Gene Ontology annotation, biological process: exocytosis; synaptic vesicle fusion to presynaptic active zone membrane; synaptic vesicle priming.